Chrysoperla carnea is the source of this 777-nucleotide messenger RNA. RefSeq lists its product as uncharacterized. The coding region runs from base 1 to 777 and encodes 258 amino acids. Gene Ontology annotation, cellular component: synaptonemal complex. Gene Ontology annotation, molecular function: SUMO transferase activity. Gene Ontology annotation, biological process: homologous chromosome pairing at meiosis; protein sumoylation; reciprocal meiotic recombination. The transcript has 5 exons. Lineage: Eukaryota; Metazoa; Arthropoda; Insecta; Neuroptera; Chrysopidae. The record is from RefSeq and is a predicted model, not a curated record.
AUGGAUUACGUACACUGUUAUACAUGUUAUGUGCAACUUAAAGAAGAAACUGAACAUUUAUUUUAUAUUAGUAGUUGUGGAAAAUUGUAUUGUAGUUCUAAGUGCUUACAAAAAGCUCAAGGAAAAAAAUGUUGUCAAUCAAGCCCAAAGUGUGAAGUGAUCCUAUUGACGCAAGCUCCACCUGAAGUACAAGAGUUUUUCGCUGAUGUCGGAACUGUCCUUGAAGAGAUGCAAAUGAAAUGUAAAAAGAUAAUAGAUUAUCAAAAUGGAUUAAGAGAACGUAUGUUUAAGUGUAUUUUUAAAAAGUACGCUAAUUUAAAAGCCGAAUAUGUAAAGUUGAGCGAACAUUAUAACACUUUGCACAAGGAUUACAAACGUCUACAGGAUCAUGUUAAGCGUGAAAGCGCUGCUCGUCAAUCACAUAGUAUUCAAACGCCCAACUCGGCUGCGAGUGCAAAUCAAAUACUUUUUGGAAGUAGACCACAGCCAUCCCAGUCUAUUUUUAGAAAUCAACCACAAGGACAACCUUCAUCGGUACUUUUCAGUGUUGGUAAUGGUGCCACACGAAACUUCAAUGAAAUACGACAUAAUAAUUCUUUAAAUGCUUCCAAUUUGUCAUCUUCUGCAGUGACUCCGUCGAAUAUGUCAAUCAAUUCCUAUGGUGGAUCCACAAUUAGAGGGAACAAUUCGUAUGUUGGAUCUGCGCUUGGAUCUGCUGAGAGCAAUCACUUGAUAACAUUGUCAAAAUUAUCCUUAAACAAGUAUAAACGAACAUAA